GUGAGCUAAGAUCGCGUCAACUGGGAAAAUGCAGAGCGUUACUUUCAAUUUUAGUUUAGUAGCUUAUAGGACUUUUUUUUCACUCUAAAGUCUCGAAUGGAUAUUAUCUUUACAAGAAUCAUUAGGUUUUCAGUUGGACUCAUUUAGCUAAACCAUGAGCACAUUCUCCACAGCUGUAUCAUGGUGUAUGGUGAAAAACUGAAUCGGUGCAGUUUAAGAUGGUUCUUUUUCAGCCUCAGCUGUGGCAGCUCCUUCUGUUGAUGGGCCUCGGAGGACUCCUGCAGACUGAUGUUUGUGCAGGUCAGCAGGAAGUACACAUCCAGGAGGGUCCAUUGUACCGUGUGAAAGGAUUUCCAAUGUCCAUCUCCUGCAAUGUUAGUGGCCUCAAACAUGGAAGGAUUCAAGAAUUUGCUUUUUCAAUUUAUCAGCCAGACAGGCCAGAUGUUGCAAUCCAAAUCAUUAGCACUAAUGACGAACAUUAUGCUUAUGCAAAGUACUCUACAAGAGUGCGUGAGAAAAAUAUUGUGAUCAAAAGGCAGUCAGACACUUCAGUUAUUUUCCACAUUAAUUCUCUGACUGGACAAGAUUCUGGAGAAUAUGAAUGUUACACUCCAAAUACAGGUUCGGUGUAUUAUGGAAUCUACAGCGCAAAAACAACAGUGAAAGUGAUUGAGGAUACUCUGGUGACAUCCUACUCUGGACCUCCAUCUCAUAGCCUCUCUGUAGAUGAAUCCCUUCAGCUAGAAUGCCAAGUCUCCAGUCAGACCUUCCAACACACUCAUCUGUCUGUUACAUGGUAUCUGCGUGGCAGCACUGACACUCGACCCAUCAUCAGUUUGGAUCGAGAUUUAACUGUGAGGCCUGGACCAGAGUUUGAACACAGAUACCAUUCUGGGUUCAUAACUAUGGAGAAGAUCGAAGACUCCACAUACAGAUUCAAGAUAACACAGGUACAGCAGUCUGAAAGUGGUGAGAUCUACUGCCAGGCUGAUGAGUGGAUCCAAGACCCAGAUCGCUCUUGGGUGAGGAUUUGCCACAGGAACUCCACAGGGUCCAACAUAGAGGUCAAAGCUCUAGACACAGCUCACGAAGACGGAUCUUUUGUUACUCAAAUUCAGGUUCAGAAAGGGGCCCUUGAGGAAGGAGACAUGAUGGAGGUUCAGUGCAGCAUAGAGGCUCAGAAUAUACCUGGAUAUUUUUUCUCUAUGUCUUGGCUGAGAAAUAACAAGGUUGUGGCUCAAAUUGAUCACAAUGGUGUACAGAUUGUAGAUGACACCGACAUUAAAAGAGAGAAAGAUGGUGAACUGAGGACUGUGAAGAAGAGCAAAAGAGUCUUCGUUCUCACUAUCCAACCAGUCAGGGUUGAAGAUCAGGGCACCUAUCAGUGUAAAGCUGUACAAGUAGAGGAGCUAGAGACUGGGUCGAUCACUGAAAGAAAAAGCCAGCUAUCACAUGAAGAAACUGUGCACAUCAGUACCAAAGAGAGUGGUUUGGCUGUGGCCAUGACAAAGCAGCUGGUUAAUGUGACUGAAGGGGAAACUCUACAAAUCAGCUGCAGUGUUUCUGGAGCCAAAGGGCUGCUGUCUGUGUCAUGGCAGCACAAAAAAUCAACAGGCAGCCCUUUCAGCGAUGUCAUAACCCUGAGUCGUGAGGGGGUGAUGGAAGCUAUAGGGGCUCAGUAUCAGCACAGGGGCUUACGCACAUUUCGUUCUAAUGCUGCUGAUUUCAUUUUGGAGUUAAGUGGAACUCUUGUGUCUGACAGUGGUGAAUAUAUGUGCACUGUGUCUGAGUGGAAUUUGGAGAGCAAUGGCAAUCUGAAGAAAGUGACCAGCCAUUCACAGCAAGGCCGUGUUUCUAUUUAUUCUAUUGAUUCUCUUGUGAAAGUGGGAUUGAAAAGUCGUGACAUGCAUGUAACUGAGAACUCUUCAAUAAAAAUGAUUUGUUCCGUAAAAGCACCUAAAAUUUCCUUAGCUGUGACUUGGAUAUUUGAACCACAUAAUUCAACUAGUCAAAAAAACAUUAUAUGUGUAGAUCAUACUGGAAGCAUAUCCUGUAGAGCAGAGCAGCAGGAAUAUCAGGUAGAAACUCAAGUGCAGGAAUCAGGCACAGACUUUUUUCUCAAGGUGUUGAGAGCAAGUAAGCGACAUGAGGGAAAGUACAAGUGCCAGAUUGAUGCAUAUGACAAAAAUGUCCAGAAGACCAAGAAACUGUCUAAUCCACUCGCCAUCACUGUAAAGAGACCUGCCAGCAAACUAGCUGUCUCCACCACCCGUAAGUCUUUAAAAUUCCAAGCCAACAGUGAUGGAGUGAUUAAUUGCUUAGUGAACACAGAAACGUCUAGUUCUUCCCGUUUUGAGGUAACAUGGAUACAUGGUACCCAGACAUUGCUGAAAAUGGAAGCAGAAGGUAUGGUCACUCUGGAGACAGAUGAAAGGAUCAGCAUAAGAAGGACUGAUAGAAGGACCUUCCAAUUGAGGAUACAACAGGUGAAGUCAACAGACAGUGGACUUUACAACUGUUCAGUACAGGAAUGGAUUCAAGAUCCUUAUGGCAUCUGGUAUAGUCUUGAUACAAAGUCUGACACCAUGGAGCUAGAUGUCUUUGAAAAAGAAAGUGAUUUUAGCAUGGAUAAAUCUAAUGUUCAACUGAAGGCCACAGAGGGUGAACAGGUGAAACUCAGCUGCUCACUGGGGUCUGGUGGACUUGACCACACAUUUCGUUACUCCCUGAGCUGGUUCUUUCAAAGACAAGAUCAGAGUUUGUCCAGUGUUAAACUCCUUACCUACACCCAUGAUGGACGUCUGCAGUUCCUAGUAUCUGAUCCAGAUCUUCAACAUAGACUUCAUUUCUCCAGACCCACUAUUAGUGUCUUUCAUCUGUCCAUUAUGAAUUCCAUCCCAUCUGACAGUGGAAGCUAUUACUGUGAGGUAGAUCAGUAUCAGGCUGAUUGCAAAAGCAAAUGGGAAAGGAAGGCGAGCGACAAAUCAGGUUUUACCAAUGUCACUGUACAUUUUAUAGCUAGCAAGCUGCAAGUACACAAAGCCAGUGGCCUUCUCAACGUUACUGAUGUUCAGGCUGGCUUCAUGGUGGAGUGUGAGAUCAACUCCCGCUCUAGUGAGAAAUCUGUGUUUGAAGUGACCUGGUCCCGGAGGCAAAAAAACGAGCGGCCUCUGACCAUUUUCACUGCCAGUCGAGAUGGCACUCUACACAGUACGAUUCUUGGUAGAACUCUGGUGUAUGACCGGCCAAGUACCACCCGCUACACACUUACUGUAACCAAUGUUGAUGCCUCUGAUAAUGGCCAGUAUCAGUGUCAGGUUGUGGAAUGGCUACAGACAGUUGCUAACACCUGGAGGAAGGUGGCUGAAGACAAAUCAGGAGAACUUUUUGUCAAUGUAGUGGUUGAGAUCAAAUCAAGUGAAGCUGAUUUCACAUUGGAAACGUUUGCCACUCAUCAGAACGCCACAGAAGGACAGCAGUUGGACAUUAGUUGUUCUAUUAAUUUUGAUAUAGUGGACCCCACCUUCCACUACAGUCUCACGUGGUUUUUGGAGAGGCAGGGCUCCAGUGCCAGCACUUCUUUACUAAGCCAUACCCAUAAUGGGCUUCUACAGUAUCAAUCAGAGAACCAACAGCUCAGUGGCAGGCUACUGUUUUCCAGGCCCACAGCAAAACGAUUUCAGCUCACUAUUUUUAAUUUGGAUCCAUCUGAUAGUGGAAACUACCAGUGCAGGGUUGAACAGUACCAGCUUAGCUGUAAAGGCCUGUGGGAAAAGAAGGGAUCUCCAAAAUUGGUUUCAACUAUGGUCAAUGUGCACAAAAUAGAGAGCAAGCUGCAAGUACAUAAAACCAAUCACUUUCUCAACGUUACUGAUAUUCAGACCGGCUUCAUGGUGGAGUGUGAGAUCAACUCCCGCUCCAGUCAGAAAUCUGUGUUUGAAGUGACCUGGUCCAGGAGGCAGAGAGACGAGCGGCCUCUGACCCUUUUCACUGCCAGUCGGGAGGGGACUCUACACAGCGCAAUUCUUGAUAGAACUCUGGUGUACGACCGGUCCAGUACCACCCGCUACACACUCACUGUACCCAACGUUGAUGCCUCUGAUAAUGGCCAGUAUCAGUGUCAGGUUGUGGAAUGGCUACAGACAGUUGCUAACACCUGGAGGAAGUUGGAUGAAGAUAAAUCAGGAGAACUUUCUGUCAAUGUCCAUGUCUCUGCUGAAGCAAUUUCAUCUGAAUCAGGAUGCUCUUUUGGAGUAAUAUCAAGCAUCCUCAUCACCCUGCUUUUCAUCCUGUUUGUGGUUGUCAUAUUUCUCUGGAUUAAACUUUGGAAGACAAAUUCUACUUCAAAAAAACAGAAGGAGACUCUGUGGGUUGAGAAUAUGCCACUCAGCGGUAUUACAGAAACAGUGGCAAGUAAAAAGGACAGUGACUAAAUCUAGCAAGUCACAUUUUCACGGAUACCCUAGCAAACUGCAGUUUUUUAACAGUCGAAAAGACUUGAAUGUGUUCAUACUAUGUUAAAUGAUAGGAAAGACUGUGAAACAUCUGCCUUCUUGAAUAACUAGUUAUGUAUUAAAUAAGGAAAAAAAGCCUAUUAGUGUCUGCAACUUUGAUAAGAUUAACAUAAUGAAGAAAAUAAGGGAAAUGCAAAAUAGAGCAUAUUUAUUUACUUGGUGACAGCAGCAGCUCGUCUGUGCAGAGUAAUGUUAGAUAAUAUAAGCAUUAAGGAGGCUUUAUGAUGAACAUAGAUAUGCUUUUAACUUUCAUAAUAUUAUAGAAUUAUAGUACAUUCUAUCAUAAAACUGGUCUAUUAAAUAAGAUCCUGUUCUGAUGUCUUUUUUAUUUUUGCUUUUAUGCAACAAUGGCACAUCAGUAUAAAAAGAGGAAGUUAGAUUUUGUGGUAUUAUGUGCAAAGAGCAAAGACUGCUCAUGACCGUCUUGUGGUUUGGGUGCCGUGUGAGCAGUAGUGGGGGAAAAAACGUAGUUGAACAUUAUCUGUCUUCACUUUGGGUAAAUGAUGUUGCUGCCUUAACAGCAUCAUUUCAAGGCCUUCAUUUCUGUAUAGUUGAUUCUUUCCAUGUUUCCUUCUUUUGUAGUGCAUUAUAGUGUUAAGUGAUUAUUGUGAGUUACACAACAGCAUUCACAAUGCCAAAGUGUAUUUCAACAAGACUGAAAAAUAUCAUCUAAGCUGUUCAUUAAAUGUUUACAGUAGAUGAUUUGGAACUAAACGUUCACCCGAGCUUGGUUUCUGGUUCAUGUUCAGUAUUUAAUUUUAAGGUGCAGUGUAGGCAAUAUUCUGUUUCUGUUUGUAAAAAGGAUACCAUUUUUAAUGUAUUUUAUUAAACAGAGAAGAUGUCAAUGUGACCUCAUAAUCCUUUAUUUAAAAUGUAGUUUAUUUUAAUUUAAUAGUAGUUUCUUUUUUGACUUUCUUCUGUAUUUUUGAUGCAAGAAUUCUGCCAAAAAAAGCUCUUAUAAAAUGUAUUUGAAAUAAAACAUAUGUAAAUUAAAAUAAUAAACAACCUUUCCA
Hemibagrus wyckioides is the source of this 5527-nucleotide messenger RNA. RefSeq names its product immunoglobulin superfamily member 3. The record is from RefSeq and is a predicted model, not a curated record. NCBI's taxonomy places the organism in Eukaryota, Metazoa, Chordata, Actinopteri, Siluriformes, Bagridae. The transcript is spliced from 12 exons. Bases 219 to 4433 code for a protein of 1404 amino acids.